Priapulus caudatus is the source of this 2626-nucleotide messenger RNA. RefSeq names its product FAST kinase domain-containing protein 5-like. NCBI's taxonomy places the organism in Eukaryota, Metazoa, Priapulida, Priapulimorpha, Priapulimorphida, Priapulidae. Gene Ontology annotation, molecular function: RNA binding. The coding region runs from base 222 to 2294 and encodes 690 amino acids. Gene Ontology annotation, cellular component: ribonucleoprotein granule; mitochondrial matrix. The transcript is spliced from 6 exons. Gene Ontology annotation, biological process: regulation of mitochondrial mRNA stability; mitochondrial RNA processing. The record is from RefSeq and is a predicted model, not a curated record.
AUGGCUGCUCCCUUACUUGCUUGUGUUUAGAUCACAGCCGCCCACGACGACAUGUUUAUUUAGCAUUUUAUUGAAACGCUCCAAGUGUCUGUGCCUGUGCACGCACGCCGUUGUGCAGAAACAAGACUAGUAAGUAAGCACUUUCUUGGCUGUUACUGCGAUCAUAGGAAUUAUCACCUACUGCACCUGCCAUGUGCCUGGUCAACUAGUUUCUUCUGGAAAUGUUGGCAACAAUAAAACUGAUGCGACCGUCAUGGAUUCGGCCUAAAUUUAGACAUUCAUGUUUCAGCAGCAGGUUGUAUACAGUUUCAUAUGAGAAGGCUAUACGAUCUCCAGUUGGUAAACGGAUACCACAGACUCCUGCAAAUACUUAUGCCAAGCAGAUCAGGUUCGGUGAAAAAGCAUAUGGUGACCUGAGAGAAAAUGUUAGAUAUGCGUGCCAUAUUUAUCGAGAAAAAGUUGACAAAUUACCUGCAAGCGAAUCUCAUAGAGUUAUUGAGAAUAUUCUUAGUGAUAUCAAGCUGCACAAAAAGAAAAUAAUAGCAACUGAAUUCACUGAAGUGUUGCAGGUUCUUGCGACUUGUGAUAAUAAUGUUUUAAAGAGAUACUGUAAUGAUGAUGGCUUCAAGGAUUUAUGGAUGUUAGGAGCAGAAGUUUCCAAUACACUCAGCGAUGACCAGUUAAAGAUAGUGUUAAGGAGCCUUACGAAAAUCUAUAUGCUAUGGUCAGCUAGCAUCACUGAUGUACUGAUGGGCUUGGAUCACUGUUGUGCACAAAGGUGUAGAGACUGGAAUACCACAACAUUGCUCCUGGUGGCUGACAUUUGGCACUUGAUGGCUGUAAAACCUAUCCAGUACAUGCAAGCAAUGCUAAACCUGUUUGAUAUAGACACUGAAACGUUUGCAGCAUUAUCUACACCACAGCUCGUUCACUUAACCUACUUUGUUGGUAACGUGCGUGGAGGACCAAAAUCCCUACUUUCAUCUAUAGAGACUCGACUUGAGAAUGUCAUCGAAGAUUUGUCAGUGUCAGAGAUUGGGCUUGUAUGCCAUGCCCUUUUCAAGUCGUCCUAUAGCAUAUGCUCGACGACUUUGCUGCAGAAAAUUGGUAACAAAGUACAAAAAGACUUUAGUGAGCUUGACAUCUACUCAUCUGUAAGCAUACUAAAGCAGUUUAGGUACUCUGGGUUUUAUCAGCCCAGUUUCUUUGCUGCAUUAGAGCUUUAUCUCACAGAUGAACAUGUAGAAAAGCUGAACUUAGUUGCUAUAUCACAUUAUGCAGUUACAUUUGCAUCAUUUCGCUACUGGAAUGAGAAGAUUUUUAAUGCAUUUGUUAACAAAUUUAUAAGUGUAGCAAGUGUGCCUAGAAAACUUGUGCCUUUUAGUAAAAAGGUUCAGGAAUUGCAUCCUUCAGUUAGAGCUCGAUGUAAAGAUAUUGCUAAGCUGCUCUGGGCUGUUACGUCAAUGAACCAUCCAUGCGAACAUCUCAAUUUUGACGCGGUUGCACUGGACGAAGUACAAAGCAGAGUUGCAACUGGUGAAAUGGACUGGUUUCCACAUUACCUGAUUGAUUGUCUGCAUUCCCUUGCCAUGAGAGGAAUCUUUCCUUAUGACCUCAUCAGUUUGGUAUUGAGUACUGACUACUUAAAAAAAAUCAAAGAAGCUGCUCUUUAUGAACCUAGACGGCAGCUGUUUGUACUGGAUGGUUCAAUUGGAAUUGAAUGUCAAGAUUACACAGGAAAUCGACUACCACCGUCAUUCAAGGACCAACUACCUGCAGCAAUAACUGGCACAGAUGGCUUUGAAUUGAAGGCAAAAGUUGGCCUCACAGAUAUUAUGCAAUGCUUAAGUGACCUUCUUGGUGGAAAGACUUUCAUACAUUGCCGAUCAAUAAUACCUCAUUUCAAAACGGCAGAUAUCAUAAUCCAUGUUGACUCUGCGGGGCACCCAUUGGCUGUGAAGCAAGGACAUGCUUCUAAAGCUCACCAGAGAGACCUUGCAGUUCCACUGAGUGAUAACAUGUUACAUGGAUUGCUAGGCAGAAUACCAGCUCCAGAAAAGUCACCGGCAGUUGAAAACAGGAAACUAGCAGUCGAGGUCCUAGGUCAAAACCAAUGCGUCAGAGAUAGAAAUGUUCUACUUGGAUUGAAUCGGAUGAAAAUGCGACAACUGGAAAAGCUUGGAUACAAAGUUAUUUUAAUCUAUCCAUUUGAAAUUCAACAAUUGGAAAACUCUACACAUGAAGAGAGGGAGGACUUCCUAAAAGAGAGGCUCAGUAACUACAUUGCCUUCUAGACUGGUUAUACAAUACAUUAUCCAGAAUAUUGCGACUAUAAAUUAGUUUUACGUCAAAGGUCUGUUGGAUGAAGCUAAUUGGAAGGUAGUGAAUGUUAUUUCUGAAGUAUAACCAAUUAAUUGGUAACUGUAAGAUGCUGCAAUUUGCUGUUCUACAAAGUGUAUUGUGUUAGAGAAUUCUGAGCCAUUGCACUUACACAAAAAUAUAUUAAAAUUCAGAAACAUAUGAAAUCGUCUGUAUUCUGAGAGCAAAGAUUCCUGGGUUUUAACUUUUAAAAUUUCAGUGAAUUUGCUAUAUGUGUAAUAAAAUUUAAAAAUUUUAAAAAUUAAAA